Bipolaris victoriae FI3 is the source of this 876-nucleotide messenger RNA. RefSeq lists its product as hypothetical. The record is from RefSeq and is a predicted model, not a curated record. The coding region runs from base 1 to 876 and encodes 291 amino acids. The transcript has 2 exons. Gene Ontology annotation, cellular component: membrane. NCBI's taxonomy places the organism in Eukaryota, Fungi, Ascomycota, Dothideomycetes, Pleosporales, Pleosporaceae.
AUGGCGUCGGUACACCUCACUCCUCGUGGAGAAGCAAACUUCGAUCUUUUCCCGUACAACCCUUCAAUUGGCGCUGGAUACGCCUAUAUGGUCAUGUUUGGGAUCAUGGCUAUCGCACAUAUCGUUCUUAUGUCUAUAUAUCGGAGUUGGUAUUUCAUCCCCUUCAUCCUCGGAUGCAUAGGCGAAGCAGCAGGCUACUACGGCCGCGCCUGGGCGCACGACAACAUCCGCAACGGCACACCCUACCUAAUCCAAAUGAUGCUGAUCCUCGGCUCCGCACCUCUCCUCGCAGCAACCGUGUACAUGACGCUCGGCCGCCUAGCUCGCAACCUAGAUGCAAACGACUACUGCCUCAUCCGCUCGACCUGGAUUUCCAAAAUCUACAUCGUCAUCGACAUUGCGAGUUUCGGGUGCCAGAUGGCUGGUUCCGCAGCGCAGGCCAGCGGGCCCGAGGGAGCUUUGCAAGGCAUAAAGAUUGUAAAGAUUGGGCUUUCGAUUCAGCUUGUCGCGUUUGGGUUGUUCCUUGUUAUGGUUGUGGUGCUGCACACUAGACUCCGCGGCAGUCCCUCCAGUGUCUCUGAACGGCCACGUGUGAGCUGGGAGAAGCACUUCUACGCGCUGUACGUAGUCAGUGUUUUGAUUGUUGUACGGAGUCUGUUUCGCCUGAUUGAAUUUGCUCAAGGUCCGGAUGGCCAUAUUCUCAAGACGGAGUGGAUGAUGUAUGUGUUCGACGCUUCGCUUUUGCUGGCGAGCACUGUGUGCUAUGCAGUCAUACAUCCUGGCAGGCUGUUCAGAUACAUUCGGAAGGUCGACGGCUCGGCUUUUGAGAAUAGCGAUGAUGGACGUGUGCCGCUUAACAAGUACGCUGGGAAAUGA